CAAGAGCUUCCAUUGUCAUAGAGCUGCUUGCAGCAAUUGGCCUGAGGUGUAGGACAGGCCCCAGUGGCCUUGUGUGUCUCUCUCGUCCAUUAUUUGCCUCCCCUGCGUACCAUCAGGCUCUCCGUUCUCCCCCCACGACAGCAGCAACUUCUAGUCAAUCAAGCUCGAUCGGCGACGAGCUGCGGGCAGCCUGACCCGGCGAGGAAGUUCCAUACCCGACCAGCAUCGACCUGGGCAAAAAACCAUGGAAGUCGUGACGGGGGCUCUGCCAAGCGUCAUCACGAAGCUAGCUGGUCUAGCCGCCGGGGAGUACAACCUGCAGAAGGGGCUGAAGGGGGAGAUCAAGUUCCUGCAAGAAGAGCUUGAGAGCGUGAAGGCUGCGCUGGAGGACAUCUCCAGGACUCCGGCAGAGCAGCUUCCCAAUAAUGACAAGAUCUGGUCCAGGAAUGUGAGGGAGCUAUCCUAUGACAUAGAGGAUAGCAUUGACACGUUCAUGGUGGACUGCCAUGGCAAAAGGCUUGGCAAUCAACACGGGCUAAAAAAGGUCAUUUAUUGGAGCCUCAACUUGUUGAUGCAGCCCAAGGUUCGCCAUAAUAUUGCUAAAAAAGUCAGAGAGAUCAAGAGCCGCGUCGUGGAGGUGCACGAGCGGCGGUGCAGGUAUGAGGUCAACCUUGGUGUUGAUAAACCUGUUACUGUCGACCCUCGUUUAUUCACUCAAUACACCGAGAUGAAAGAGCUUGUUGGAAUUGAAGAGGCAAGGGAUGAGUUCAUCAAUAACUUUUUGACACAAGGGAAUAACCUUCCCAUGAAGCAAGGCAAGAUAGUUUCAAUUGUUGGAUUUGGAGGCCUGGGAAAGACAACUCUUGCUAAUGCAGUUUAUGAAAAGAUUAGAGCACAAUUCGAUUGUUGUGCUUUUGUUUCUGUGUCUCAAACUCCUGACUUGAAGAGAUUAUUCAAGGGCUUACUCAAUGAUUUUGGCAAGAGCAUUAAUGAAGAAAUAUUGGAUGAGAGUCGACUCAUAAAAGUACUCAGAGAAUUCCUUCAGGACAAAAGGUAUUUCGUUGUUGUUGAUGACAUAUGGGAUAUCUCAGUUUGGAAAAGGAUUAGAUGUGCUUUGCCUGAUAAUAAUGUUGGAUACACAAUUAUUACAACUACCCGUAUUGCUGAUGUUGCUGAACAAGCUGGUGGUCCUUACAAGCUGAAACCCCUUUCUUCAAACAACUCUCGGAAGCUAUUUUUUAGAAGAAUAUUUGGAAACAAAAACAAAGACAACAAUGAAGAAAUAGAAAAAUGUCCUGAUGAUGAACUUGCGGAAGUAUCUGACAGAAUACUAAAGAAAUGUGCUGGUGUGCCCUUAGCAAUUAUUACAAUGGCUAGCUUGCUAGCUUGCAAAGCAAGAAAUAAACUGGAGUGGUAUGAGGUGUACAAAUCUGUUGGUACUGGCAUGGAAAACAAUAUGGAUGUGGAGAAUAUGAGAAAGAUAUUGUCUUUCAGCUAUUAUGAGCUGCCAUGCCAUCUAAGGACUUGCUUGUUAUAUUUAAGCAAGUUUCCUGAAGAUUCUGAAAUUGACAAGGAACGUUUGAUAAGAAUGUGGAUAGCUGAAGGUUUUAUCCAAUGGGAAAAACAGGGGAAGAGUCCAUUUGAAAUAGGAGAGUUUUACUUCAAUAAGCUCAUAAACAGAAGUAUGAUCCAACCGAUACAAGAUCAAUAUGGCAUGCUAAAUAGUUGCCGCAUACAUGAUAUGGUGCUCGAUCUUAUCCGUUCCUUGUCAAGUGAGGAAAACUUUGUUACUGUACUGAGUGAUAUGGAUAGCACAUCUCCGUCAAAUACGAUUCGGAGGUUGUCCCUUCAAAAUGGCAAGAAAAGUGACAUAAUAGCUCAAGCUACAAGAAACUUGUUGCAACGUGCAAGGUCAGUUGUUAUCUUCCCAGCAGCCGUUGCUCAAGUGCCGGCUGCUGGCAGCUGCCGAUUUUUACGUGUUCUGGAUUUGGAGCAUUGCAACCUUUCACAUACUGAUAGCCUUAAGUACCUUGGAAAUUUAUACCAGUUGAGGUACUUAAGACUAUAUUCUACGCAUAUUUCUCAGCUCCCGGAAGAAAUAGGAAAUCUACAAUUUCUACAAACAUUGGAUGUAAGGAACAAUCCUAUUUCCAUCUUGCCUUCAAGUGUUGUCGAGCUAAGAAAUUUGAUGUGCCUAUACAUUGACACGUCUACAAGAGUGCCAAAUGGAAUCGGAAACCUAACAUGCCUUGAGCAGCUGUCACGGUUAUGCAUUGAUGGCUCCACGAUAAAUAUUAUAGAAGAGUUGGGCCAGCUAACUGAUCUGAGGCAGCUGUGUAUUGAAUUGGACGAGUGGAACGACAAGCUGUUGGAGUGCCUACACAAGCUACAAAAGAUCCAGGAACUAGAUAUCUUCCAUUUUGGUCAACGUCUGUGGGUUAGAUUUGGUUGGUUAACAACUAUUACGAUGUCUGGCUUCUGCACACUUGGAACCUGGAGGCCUUCCUAG
Messenger RNA from Panicum virgatum (switchgrass), 2509 nucleotides. Its product is annotated as disease resistance protein RGA5-like. Gene Ontology annotation, molecular function: ADP binding. NCBI's taxonomy places the organism in Eukaryota, Viridiplantae, Streptophyta, Magnoliopsida, Poales, Poaceae. Gene Ontology annotation, biological process: defense response to other organism. The transcript has 3 exons. The record is from RefSeq and is a predicted model, not a curated record. The coding region runs from base 245 to 2509 and encodes 754 amino acids.